Helicoverpa zea (corn earworm) is the source of this 789-nucleotide messenger RNA. RefSeq names its product DNA replication complex GINS protein PSF1-like. Gene Ontology annotation, cellular component: GINS complex. The record is from RefSeq and is a predicted model, not a curated record. Lineage: Eukaryota; Metazoa; Arthropoda; Insecta; Lepidoptera; Noctuidae. The coding region runs from base 128 to 715 and encodes 195 amino acids. Gene Ontology annotation, biological process: DNA replication; DNA strand elongation involved in mitotic DNA replication. The transcript has 3 exons.
ACAUUGUCACUUUGGCAGUUGGCUACGUUUGUUUUUAUCUUCACUCACUCCCGCCUUUACAUGUAAUGGAAUAAAAUUGUUAUUUUAAUAUUAUAAUCUUUGUGUUGAUUAUUUUCACUUCAGAGCAAUGUUCGCUGAAAAAGUCAUAGAAUUAUUGAAAGAAGCCGAAAGAAAUCCCGCUACUAUAGACCCCUUCAAUGAUGAUAAGAUACGGCAAAUAUUGGAGGAAAUGCAUUCACUGUUUAGGAUGAAUAUGAAUGAUGCAAAUGCAACAAUGGAAAACAAAACUCUUUGGUCAACAGUGCAGGUCAGGCAUUCAGCUUUAGAACGGAACAAACGCUGCCUCCUAGCGUACCUCUACAGCAGAAUGGCAAAAAUCAAGACUCUGCGAUGGGAGUUUGGGGCAGUGUUACCACCAGAUGUAAGAGAACUACUGUCAGACGAUGAAUAUGAUUGGUUCUCUAAGUACUCCAUUAAUUUAGCUUCAUACAUGAGAUCCUUAGGUCAAGACAUAGGAUAUAACGGCAUUGACUUAACAGAAAACCUGAAGCCCCCUAAAUCUCUGUACAUUGAAGUUCUUUGCAUGGCGGACUAUGGUAAGCUGGAGUUAGAAGAUGGCGACGUGAUCUUGUUAAAGAAGAAUAGCAGACAUUUUCUGCCAACGUCCGAGUGUCAGACACUCAUCAGACAGGGUAUCUUGAAACAAAUCACAUAAUUUUUCCAAUAGUUUGUUAUUUUUAAGAGUAUCAAGUAAGUUGUUAUCUUUUAUAAUAUAUUGGUGAACACAGA